This is a messenger RNA of Cottoperca gobio, 3280 nucleotides long. Its product is annotated as ATP-dependent zinc metalloprotease YME1L1-like. Gene Ontology annotation, biological process: mitochondrion organization; protein quality control for misfolded or incompletely synthesized proteins. NCBI's taxonomy places the organism in Eukaryota, Metazoa, Chordata, Actinopteri, Perciformes, Bovichtidae. Gene Ontology annotation, cellular component: mitochondrial inner membrane. The transcript has 18 exons. Gene Ontology annotation, molecular function: ATP-dependent peptidase activity; ATP hydrolysis activity; metalloendopeptidase activity. Bases 224 to 2404 code for a protein of 726 amino acids. The record is from RefSeq and is a predicted model, not a curated record.
ACCCGGUAGUUAUUCGAUUUGACGUAACAUUGUAGUUCAGUCAGUUGACCUCAAAUGCCGGAGAAUCCAUUUGCUGUUAUUAGCUAAGCUGGUGAAAGUUGUGUAACAAGGGAAACAAAAAGGACACUGCUGCCGGGAGGACUCAUUCAUUUGAGUUAUAUAGAGGGUCUCUCCUCACACAUCAACUCCCCAACUCCUAAUUUUGAAUUAGCAUUUGGCAAACAUGUUUUCGCUGUCAACGUCGUUUCAGCCACAGCAGAUGAUUGUGCCCCUCAGCCAACUCAUCACUGCCCUGCACUCUCUGAAGAACUCAGCCACGGCUUCAAUCCAGACCCUGCACAGAGACUUCAUUCCAGAGCACAGUUCAUAUCUGAAAGAGCCCAGUGUGAGUCUGAGGGAUCUCGGCCUGUCAGAGAUCAGAGUGAGUCAGCUGGACGAGCUGGUCAACAGGUUACUGCCUAUUCCCGGAUCAGAAGAACCUCCUGCUGUUCCUUCGAUAUGGAGGUCGAGUCACAUUUCAGCAGACAGCUUCUUUCACAACAAGCAUGGGUUUUCAAACAAAAGGUUGGGGGUUUUUGGCUCCCAAAUACUCCACAGACAAUACCACAGUCCUUUAAGAGAAGCUUGCUCAGAGCUACACUUCUUGCCUGUAUGGGUCCAGAGUCGGGGUUUCAAGACACUUAAAACAAAGACCAGACGAACAGAGUCUGGUUAUGACGGUCCAGUGGAGUCUGAGCCCUACACGCCAGCCUUCAUGAAGGGAUUGCUUCAGAGGGAUAAGGGACCAGAAGCACAAUCACUGGACCAACUGAUGAAUCAAAAGAACCUUCCUGAUAACCAGCAGGAAGCUUUCAAGACUGGUUUCAGUGAGGGGUUCAUGAGGUCCCAGGCCUUCACUCAGAAAACACAAGACUCGCUGAGGAGAACCAGGUUGAUCCUGAUGGUCCUCCUACUCGUCGGUAUUUAUGGAUUGUCAAGAAGCCCGUUUCUCUCGGGUAAAGGCUCCUUUUCUGAUGCUGUGAGGUUCCGGACCACAUCUAGUCUUGACUCGGCAGUCGACCCCGUCCAGGUGAAGAAUGUGACAUUUGAGCAUGUCAAAGGGGUGGAGGAGGCGAAGAACGAAUUACAAGAAGUUGUGGAGUUUCUCAAGAAUCCCCAGAAGUUCACUGUUCUGGGUGGAAAGCUGCCUAAAGGGAUCCUCCUCAUAGGUCCACCGGGCACAGGAAAGACUCUGUUAGCACGGGCCGUGGCGGGGGAGGCCGACGUUCCUUUCUUCUACGCCUCCGGAUCAGAGUUCGAUGAGAUGUUUGUGGGUGUCGGUGCGAGCCGAAUCAGGAACCUUUUCAAAGAGGCAAAAGCAAAUGCUCCCUGUGUCAUCUUCAUUGAUGAGUUGGACAGCGUCGGUGGGAAGAGGAUCGAGUCUCCAAUGCACCCCUAUUCUAGACAAACCAUCAACCAGCUGCUGGCUGAAAUGGAUGGGUUUAAACCCAAUGAAGGUGUCAUUGUUAUUGGUGCUACAAACUUUGCAGAGGCUUUGGAUAACGCUCUGAUAAGACCAGGGCGGUUUGAUAUGCAGGUGACGGUCCCUUACCCCGAUGUGAAAGGACGCACUGAAAUUCUCAACUGGUACUUCUCCAAGAUCAAAGUGGACCCUGAUGUGGAUGCACACAUUAUUGCCCGGGGCACGGUGGGAUUCUCUGGGGCAGAGCUGGAGAACCUGGUCAACCAGGCCGCCCUGAAGGCAGCCAUGGACGAGAAAGAGAUGGUCACAAUGAAGGACCUGGAGUUCGCUAAGGACAAGAUCCUCAUGGGCCCUGAGAGGAAGAGCGUUGACAUCGACAAGAAGAAUAAGACCAUCACAGCCUACCAUGAGUCCGGCCAUGCCAUCGUUGCCUAUUACACCAAAGAUGCAAUGGCCAUCAAUAAGGCCACUAUCAUGCCGAGAGGCCCGACUCUUGGCCAUGUGUCCUUGCUCCCAGACAACGACCGUUGGAGUGAGACAAGAGCCCAGCUGCUGGCUCAGAUGGAUGUCAGCAUGGGCGGUCGAGUAGCAGAGGAGCUCAUCUUUGGAGAUGAAAACAUUACUACUGGAGCCUCCAGUGACUUCGAUGGAGCGACCAAAAUAGCAAAAAUGAUGGUGACCAGGUUCGGCAUGAGUGACAAGCUUGGGGUGAUGACCUACAAAGACGUGAGCAAGCAGAGCCCCGAGACACAAGCCGCCAUCGAACAGGAAGUCAGGGCUUUACUGCAGGACUCAUACGGACGUGCUAAAUCCCUCCUGAAGACUUACAGUUCGGAGCACAAGAAGCUAGCGGAUGCCCUGCUAGCACACGAAACUCUGGAUGCCAAAGAGAUCCAGAUGGUGCUGGAGGGCAAAACACUAGACUACCAGAUACCUCAGUAGAUCUUUUAGACUCUUGUAUUAUGUAUAUAUGAAGCUGUGCAAUUGUGCACUGGCCUUUUGGAGGCCUUGUAUUUCAUUUGUUUGUAUCUCUAUUAUUAUUAUUAUUAUUAUUAUUAUUAUUAUUAUUAUUAUUAUUAUUAUUAUUAUUAUUAUUAUUAUUAUCGAUGUGAAGAUGACACAGAAACAAUUCACCCCUUAUAGAUUUUAAUUUUAAUUGUAUUUGUGUUGUUUUUCCUGUAGAGGAAGCUUUUGGUUUCACAGCGAUUUUUCUUUCUUUCUUUUUUAUUUUAAAGAACUCAGUGUAAUUGGAUAUAAAAAAAAUUGUCUCCACAAGUUUGUCUACUACAGCUCACAAAGAGGUUUCAUUAGGGGCUUGUUGUCUUCGAAAUCUCAAGACAAAUGACUUAGUUUUAUACAUCAAGGGUCAUAUUUGGUAUCAUAACGAGGUUAUACAGCAAAUAAAGUUGACGAAGAUCAUGGUUCCUUAGGAUGAGAUGAAUGACUUCCUGUUUGUCCAUGUCUCCAUUUACGUUACAUUUAAAAUUUGUACAGACUGGUGAGCACCAUAGAACCUUAAAGUACCUCAAUCUAGAAUGUACCAAGGUACAGGUGAAACCGCUGUUCAUAUUAGAGUUUCCUCUCUAAAUGAUGUCUUUCCGCUGCAUCUAUUUUAUUUGUUCUUAUUUAUUUAAGUGCCCAAAGGUGUGUUCUCUUUUUCUGAAAUUAGUGAUAGACCCUCAUGCUACUCGAAGCUCAUAAAUGAGGGGAAAUGUACAUACACUGUCACCGUGUAAAAGGAUUGCCUUUGGGCUUCUGUUUGUUCUUUUAGACAAAGGCUUUGUUGGAGCUCAAAUAAAGGUUAUCCUUACUCAUGAA